Coturnix japonica (Japanese quail) is the source of this 2581-nucleotide messenger RNA. It is a transcript of the gene ITGBL1, whose product is annotated as integrin subunit beta like 1. The record is from RefSeq and is a predicted model, not a curated record. Gene Ontology annotation, molecular function: integrin binding. Gene Ontology annotation, cellular component: integrin complex; focal adhesion; cell surface. NCBI's taxonomy places the organism in Eukaryota, Metazoa, Chordata, Aves, Galliformes, Phasianidae. Gene Ontology annotation, biological process: cell-cell adhesion; cell-matrix adhesion; cell migration.
CGCCACUGCAGUGCGGGGGGAGCAGCCCUGGAGCUGGGCUUGUCCAGCUCACAGCUCCACACACACCCAGCGGCUCUGUCUGUCCAUCCGCUGUCUGUCCAUCUAACCAAGGGAGGCAGCAGGAGCACGGCCGGCACGAUGCACGCGUGGGGACUGCUGGGACUGAUGCUGCUGACGGCGUCAGUGGGCUCCCUGCCCAGUCUGCGGCCCGCUGUCCCCUCAUCCCUGCGGAGCUCCUCGGGCAGUCCUGUUUUGUGCCUCCUGCCCCGUGCUGAGGCAGAGCUUCGGUGCCGUGUCCCAGGGGGCCCACUGUGCAGCGGUAGAGGCAGGUGUGACUGUGGGGUCUGCAUCUGCCAAGUGACAGAGGCUGGCAAAUACUAUGGGCCCUUGUGCGAGUGCCAGGACUGGGUGUGCGAGAUCUACGAUGGGAAGGUCUGUGCAGGCCAUGGAAAGUGUGACUGUGGGAAGUGCAAAUGUGAUGAAGGUUGGUAUGGUGAAGCUUGUCAGUAUCCAACUACUUGCAAUCUUACACGGAAGAAAAGCAAUGAAAUGUGUAAGAAUUCUCAAGAUAUCAUCUGCUCCGGUGCAGGUACAUGUCAGUGUGGCAGGUGCAAAUGUGUAAACUCGGGAGGAAGUGGACUGGUCUAUGGUAAAUUUUGUGAGUGUGAUGACAGAGAAUGCAUAGAUGAUGAGACCGAAGAGAUUUGUACAGGACAUGGGCAGUGUUACUGUGGAAACUGUUACUGUGAGGCUGGUUGGCAUGGAGAUAAAUGUGAAUUCCAGUGUGACAUCACCCCUUGGGAGAUCAAGAAAAGAUGCACAUCUCCAGAUGGCAAAAUCUGCAGUAAUAGAGUGCAGCUUGAAAGAGCAACAAAGAUGUAUGCAGUAACAGUAACAGUGCACACGCAGAGUUGGAAGGCUAUAUUUGGCACAUGUGUAUGUGGGGAAUGUACCUGCCAUGAUGUGGAUCCAACUGGUGACUGGGGAGAUAUUCAUGGAGAUACCUGUGAGUGUGAUGAAAGAAACUGCAAAGAAGUGUAUGAUAGGUAUUCAGAUGACUUUUGUUCAGGUCAUGGACAGUGCAAUUGCGGAAAGUGUGACUGUAAAGAAGGAUGGACAGGGAAGAAGUGUGAACAUCCACGGUCUUGUCCAUUGUCAGCUGAGGAAAGUGCGAAGAAAUGCAAAGGAAAUUCUAAUUUGCCUUGCUCUGGAAGAGGAAAAUGUGAAUGCGGGCAAUGCACUUGUUUCCCUCCAGGAGACAACAGAGUCUAUGGAAAAAACUGUGAAUGUGAUGAUCGGCAGUGUGAAAGUGCAGAUGGCAACGUCUGUGGGGUGGGGGCUGCAAGGAUGGUUUCUGUGAGACAAGAAGCUGCUCCAUGUUGUACACAGCCAGUUCCAGUUGGCUCCAGAAGAAGGACUGGGAUGACCAAUGCAAGACAGUGCCACGGCGUCUGUUCAUGCGGCCUCUGUGUUUGCCAGGAAGGGUGGUUUGGAAAGUUGUGCCAGUAUUUCAGGAAGUGCAACAUGACAGAAGAGGAGAGCAGAAGUCUCUGCGAGUCUGCAGAUGGUGUAUUAUGCUCAGGGAAGGGGUCCUGCCACUGUGGAAAGUGCAUCUGUUCACCACAGGAAUGGUACAUUUCAGGUGAUUUUUGUGAAUGUGAUGACAGAGACUGCGACAAACAUGAUGGUCUCAUUUGCACAGGUAAUGGUGUUUGUAACUGUGGAAACUGCGAGUGCUGGGAUGGAUGGAAUGGAAACGCUUGUGAAAUCUGGCUGGGAACAGAAUACCCUUAACAAAGGACACCAGAGACUGAGAGUUCUGUUAGUUUAAUUUUUCUUUAGGCUGCUAGAACAAUUUAAUUUUGGAAGUACUCAGAGUGUGCGUGUGUGUAUGCAUGGUGGUAAAUACUCUGGAACUGUCAUGUGAAUGCCUGCUCCUUAAGGAAAUGAAUAGCAAAACAAAAUAAACACAACAACAAAACCCAAGUCAUUUGGGAGCAGGACAGUCCAAGAUCUAAAAACUAAAAUCAUUAAAAAAAAAAAAAAAAUGGUGCCUCCACAGUUUUUUUUGGGUAACUUCAGUGAGGCUGAGAUUGCACACAUUAUGUCUGUUUCUUAAGCAAUCUUUAGAAAAAGUGAAAGUCAUUUGUUUUUACACUAUAUGUUCAGUCCAUAUCAGUAUGCAACAGUAUUCCUGUAGAAGAAUAGCACUAGUUAAGUAUUUGUCUGAUACUUCAUUUGAUACAUUUUAUGGUGUUUGUCAAAAACUUUGACUCUUUACUUUCCAAAAGAUUAUGCCCCACCCCGAGAAAAAGCAUUAAAGUAAUGUAUUAAUUAUUAUUAUUAUUUUUUUUUCAGUCAAAGGAUUGAGAAUUGAAUCUGUAUAACUGAUGUUCUAUUACCUCACAGCCAUAGGCUGAAGACUCAAAGUGUUUGAGGAGAUCCACAAGAUAAUUUCUGAGUUUCUGCGAUUAAAGAGUCAAUAAGUUGGUUAUCCAUUUUAACAUUCUACAGUACUGUCAAAUGCUUAACCUAUAGAAGUAUAAGGAAUUAAACUAACAAAAAUAUAAAUGUACGAUUA